CCCACCUCCCGCACAGACUAUUUGACAGUGCGCAGGCGCGGGCGCUGUCUCCUUCACUUCGCCCUUAAAGCCGGUGAGAGGUGUACAGGCCGAGCAAAGAGCCAGGUAGAAUGGCUGUACCUCCAUCAUAUGCAGACCUUGGCAAGGCAGCCAGAGAUAUUUUCAACAAAGGCUAUGGUUUUGGUUUGAUAAAGCUUGAAGUGAAAACCAAAUCACAAAGUGGAGUGGAAUUUACAACUUCGGGUUCAUCUAACACUGAAAGUGGGAAAGUAUCUGGAAGCUUGGAAACAAAGUAUAAAUGGUCUGAAUAUGGCCUCACAUUUACAGAGAAGUGGAACACUGACAACACUUUGGGCACAGAGAUCGCAAUUGAAGACCAGCUUGCCAAAGGUCUGAAGUUGACAUUUGACACCACCUUUUCACCUAACACUGGCAAGAAGAGUGGCAGAGUAAAGACUGCCUACAAGCGUGAAUAUAUCAACCUGGGCUGUGAUGUAGAUUUUGACUUUGCAGGCCCUGCCAUUCACGCAUCAGCUGUUGCUGGUUAUGAAGGAUGGCUUGCUGGUUAUCAAAUGUCCUUUGACACGGCCAAGUCAAAGCUGACCCAGAACAAUUUUGCAGUCGGCUACAAAACUGGUGAUUUCCAAUUGCACACUAAUGUUAAUGAUGGUGCUGAAUUUGGAGGUUCCAUUUACCAGAAGGUGAGCGAUAACCUGGAUACUGCUGUAAAUCUUGCCUGGACUGCAGGUAACAAUAGUACUCGCUUUGGCAUUGCUGCAAAAUACCAGCUUGACUCUACUGCUUCCAUUUCUGCAAAAGUCAAUAACUCCAGCCUAAUUGGAAUAGGUUACAGCCAAAUUCUUAGGCCAGGUAUAAAACUCACUCUGUGUACCCUAAUUGAUGGAAAGAGCAUCAAUUCUGGCGGUCACAAACUUGGCCUGGGUCUUGAAUUGGAAGCUUAAGAUGUGCACCUUUUUAUCUUCAACAACAAAGGGAUUUCGGAAGAGAGCAGCAUUUGGCCAUUACAUUUAAUUCCAACUUGACCAGUGGGCUUUUCUGGAAAGGAAGUUUCAAAUCAACCACGUACCUGUAUUUUUAGUACUUUAAAACUGUAAUUGUUUUUUUGAGUGCAAUUGGUUAUCUAGGUGAUACAGAAGUCAUAUGUCACUCAUUUAUACAUAAAUUAAAAAUGUAUUUAACUGUUAUUACAGCAGUCCUAAUAAUGGGAUAGGCCUUUACAAAACUCGAGCCGUGACUGCAUGUUUCCCGGUUUAAUGUCUAUUUUGAGACGUUGUGCUGUGUCAGUUCGCCAAAAGUUUGGAUAAAUUGAAAUUAUCCAAGUUGCAAUUAAAUUUUAUGGAAUCUGUGUAUAGCAAAAAAAAACUCAACUAUUUUCGUUAUCCCAAACCCAUAAACUUAAUGCUGAAUAAAAAUCUCAAUUACAGUGUGUUGUUUUAUCCCUUUCCUCUUUGUGACAUGUUGAAUUUGAUACCAUCAUGCAUGCUUCUCCUAGAAAGGAGCAAUGGUUAGCUGGUGAACUUCAUGGUGGCUGUAAAAGAUGGCCAGCAUUUGUGGACUUAGGUUUUUUUUCCCUUUUUUGCUUUUGCUUACCUGAGUGCAUGUCACACUUACACACAGACUGCCUUGCAUCUCUAUUGUGUCUAGGGGACUGGUGUAAGAUUAUAUUGUCUGAAUAGAAUGGACACUACAAAUGCAGCAAUAUCUUGCUUUUAUGUAGAAAAGCAUUUCCAGAUGCUUCAGGAUUUAUCAGGAAUUGAGGCAUGUUAAGAAAUAACUAGGAAUCUGGGAGAGGUUUUUAAAAGACUUGAUAACUCUGGACUGAAAGUUCGGUGUGUAUGGCUGACUAUUGAAGACUGUUUCACCAAUAGUGUGGGAGAGGUACACUUAGGAGAAAGUGAGGACUGCAGAUGCUGGAGGUCAGAGCUGAAAAAUGUAUUGCUGCGCUCUUCCAGCAACACAUUUUUCAGAGGUACACUUAGGCCAGGGUCAGAAAACUGAAGUGAUAAAUGUGCAGAUAACCUUUUUUUAACAUGCAUCAUUUGUGUCUUCUAAUCUGCACUGGCUUUAAGUUUAAGAGGAGAAACUGGUCAAAUUAGUUUUAGCAUUCUGGUGUCAGAUAUCUUUCUUGGUGUGUUAAUUGGGUGCAUAGAACAUUACAGCACAGUACAGGCCCUUCGGCCCUCUAUGUUGCACCGCCCUGUCGUACUAAUCUGUCAUACCAUCCCUCCUCCACUAUUCCAUGUAUGUGCAAACUUUAAUGAAGCUUUAACUGAAUUUUAUCACUUCACUAUGUUGAGGAAAUUGGAUUGUCUUUGCUUAAUUGCAUAAUUUAAAAUUAUGUCCAGGCAUUGAGUCUUAUGAUAACUCAUUAUGACUGUUAUAGUUAGGUGGAUGAGUUUUACAAAGUCACGUUUUUAAAAAAAUUGUUGGGUUCAAGGUUCUAGAUCAGUGGGAUAAGGUUCUAUCACAAUGAUUAGUGGUUAAGCGGAGUUGUCAUGAAAUAGAAAAGAUAUGGCAAUAUCAAAUGAAAGCUAUUACUUGCCUGGUAUUGAUUUUACUUUAAUCCUAAUUUGACAUUUUGUUCCAUUUAUGAUCCCAUCAUUUAAGGGAGGUGGUAACUUUAUUUUGAAAUAGGCAGUAGGUAAUAGACAUUGAGUUCAGGUGCUCAAUUUUACAACCGCUGUAAUGCACUAAUUAUUUGACUCUUUGAGGUUGUAGUGUAGCUACAUCCUCUACCUUAAAUAACUUAGCAAUGCUAAUAGAUUGGUGAAUGUUUUCAGAGCUGAAAAAUCAGUUAUUUAGAAUUUGUAGUUUUAAAAUUUGUUGAAUAGGGUGCCUUGCUAGUGUGAUGUAUUGUUCAGUGACAAACCAAUCAAAACCGUGACAUGUUUUAUUAUCUGUCAUGUGAUACAGAAAGUUUUGUUCUUGGGUUAAUUUUAAAAGUCGUACAAUUCACCUGCUCCUUCAACUUCAUUUCUCCACUUUCAUACAUGUCAGCAGUGAUUCCAAUCCUAACAUUUUGGUAGAUAAAAGUAGUCCUCCUUAUAUCACUUUUCUCUUUUUAAAUGUGUUCCUUACUUCCUUUUUUGUCUAUCCCAUCUCAUCUUGGAUUCCAAGCAGGUGGGUAAAAUGGAUUCAUCCCCUUGUGUGAAGCAACUAGACAGCCAGGGGUUAUUUAAAAAAAAAUUCCAGGCUAUUUAAAUUUUGUAAAUUUACAUUUUGGUAUUCUGAAGAUCUAAUUUGGCUGCAUUUUGGUAGUCUUUAAUGCUAGACAGAAACUUCAAAAGAAUUGUGCUUGCAUUGAUUCACCUGCAGCAGUAAAUGCAAAUCUUAUCAGCAUCAAAAUUUUGACUCCAGAUAAAUGGCCUUUAAAAUCAAAUUUAAUUGUUCCAUCUCAAUCUCGGAAUUGAAAUUGAAUAAUAAAACCAGCAAGGAUAAUUUUUAAAUUUAGUUUAAACUGUUACUUGCACAUGUUGAUUGUGGUGUUAUAUUUUAGUGGAAAUAUAUUUAAAUCCCCACAAUGGUUAUGAAUGUGGAAUUGGGAUGAUGGUGCAAGAUAGCAAUUAUUUCAUAUCAAGAUGUGAUUGAGUAUUUUGAAAACUGUUUUAAUCAUUUUUUAAUCAUUUUGAUGCAAUGUGUGACAGCAAGGGAGAGCAAUACUGAGGAAGAGCCUAAAACCUGUCUUUUCAUUUCAGCAUGGACUAUUUUAAUGUUAGAUACUUCUAAUUAUGUGACUGCCUUGUGCUUCCAGAAUAUUUCUUGUUUUUAGAUGUUUAACCCCCUUUAUGAAUUACCUGACCUUCCUAGUACUAAAGGGACUCCUAUUGAGAGAUCUCAAAGCUAUAAACUUUAUUCUCUCACUUAGAAGUACUCUUAAAUGAUGAAGUAAGUCUAGCCCUAGACUUAGAUGGGAGUUAUUGAUGUGAAGUGCCAUUUUAAAAAUUGAAGCUCUUGGAUCACUGUGCCCCACAGGAGCAACCUAGCAAAGCAUCACUGGGUGGUGUGAUAUCUGCAGGAAUCCACAGACUUGUUUGAUUUGAACUUUUCAGCUGAAAUGGAUGAAUGUAAUAAGCCUGAAGUAUGCAUAUAAUGCUAUGUGCUUAAUGUGCAAAAUAACAUGGUUUUGGAUUUCUGUGGAACAAACAUGCCAAUAAAGUUAUGAAAUCUA
Hemiscyllium ocellatum (epaulette shark) is the source of this 4189-nucleotide messenger RNA. RefSeq names its product voltage-dependent anion channel 2 (gene vdac2). The transcript has 9 exons. NCBI's taxonomy places the organism in Eukaryota, Metazoa, Chordata, Chondrichthyes, Orectolobiformes, Hemiscylliidae. Gene Ontology annotation, biological process: monoatomic anion transmembrane transport. Gene Ontology annotation, cellular component: mitochondrial outer membrane. The record is from RefSeq and is a predicted model, not a curated record. Bases 111 to 962 code for a protein of 283 amino acids. Gene Ontology annotation, molecular function: voltage-gated monoatomic anion channel activity.